Messenger RNA from Lottia gigantea (owl limpet), 1846 nucleotides. RefSeq lists its product as hypothetical. The coding region runs from base 1 to 1827 and encodes 608 amino acids. Lineage: Eukaryota; Metazoa; Mollusca; Gastropoda; Lottiidae. The record is from RefSeq and is a predicted model, not a curated record. The transcript is spliced from 11 exons.
AUGGGUAUAAAUGUAGGUGGUAUCACUUACUUUUCCUCUGAAGUCAAGUUUGUCGACAUAGCCAAACAAUCACAAGAAUGGAUAACACAAAGAGAUGACCAGAAGUCCUGGAAUACUCAAGAACAUGAUAAGAUUCAUUUUAAUUCUGAUGGUUAUCCAACUUCGUUUCCAGCUGGAGUACGGGUUGCUAAACUUGUUUACCGUGGAUUUGGUGAACAUGAAGAAACUGGUAUUUAUACCAUAUUAUGGGAUGGUGAAGGUGAAAUAGGAAUAAAAUUGGCUAGAUUCAAGGUGCUGAGCAGCAGAAAAGUUGGUAACAUCAACCCAAACAAUCCCGUCAGAAAUCUUAGAUUGAUUGCUCCUGGUUAUGAACAAGUUUAUGACCGUUUUCCAUUCCAUCCUGUAUUCCUGGAGAACCUUAGACGUUAUUCCGAGAUCAGAUAUAUGGAUUUCUAUUCAACUAAUGGACAUGGGCCCGAGCCAACGACCUGGUCCAGCAGACACACGGUCCACUCUCAUUCACAAGCUGGUACGGAAGGAGGUGCUUUAGAAUUUAUGAUAGAUCUGUCUAAUAGAUUAGGUGCUAACCCAUGGUUCUGUAUACCACAUGCUGCUGAUGAUAACUAUGUGGCACAAUUUGCUACUUUGGUUAAAAAUACACUCAGAAAAGAUCUAGUGGCGUAUGUUGAAUAUUCAAAUGAAGUAUGGAAUGGGAUAUUCAGACAGUCAAAAUAUAGCGAAGCAAAGGGAUUAGCUCUUAAGUUAGAUGUAAAACCCUUCAAAGCUAAAUUUAAGUAUUACAACAAACGGUCAACAGAGGUCGUAGCUAUUUGGAACAGGGUGUUUGGUUCUGAAGCUGACAAAAGGGUUUCAGGGGUGUGGGCGUGGCAAACUGGUUUCCAGGAUUAUUAUAAACAGGCCGUUGAAGAUCUUGGUAACAGAAUACAUACAUUUAAAAAUAUUGCUAUUACUGGUUAUUUUGAUUGCCAGAAGAUUGCUGAUAAACAUGCAAAGGAGUUACCAGGAAUGAGCAUGACAGAAAUACAGAGAUAUUGUAAAAACGAACUACCAGCAAAGGAAGCGGAGUUUAAACAUUAUAUGGAUUUAGCUAAGGCGUACGGUGUACAGUUAGUGAUGUAUGAGGGUGGACCAUCAGUGAUGGAGAGUAGUGCUUUGCGUCAUUUUGGUCAGUCAAACAAAGCUACAACAGAGAAGGCUAUAGCGUUUAAUAAAGAUAGUCAUAUGGAAGAAAGUGUGAAAGAUGUUUUAAAUCUAUGGAACAAGGUUGUUGUUAAAGACCCUCACACUAAACAAGGUGGAUUUUUUAAUUACUUCUCCUAUACAAGUUCACCAACAAAAUAUGGUUCAUGGGGAAUGUUAGAAUAUACUGGACAAGAUCCCAAAACUGUGGCGAAGUUAAGAGGUGUUCAGCAUUUUCUCACCUCAGCUUAUGGAAAUGCGCCCAGGGGACCGAAAUGCAGUUUUAUCAAAAAUGGCGGCAUAGCUUAUGGUUGUUAUAAUAAAGGUGGUUACUUUGAUUGUGGUUUGACUGACAAUUCUGGACGAACGUGGAAUAAAUGGAAUGUACCUGGUAGAAGUCAAGGUGAUACUUUGGUAUUAGAUGGAUAUAAUAAAAAGAAAGAUGUUGUUUAUAUUCGAGUAAUCGACAAUAUUGGGUCGAAUAAUUACCAUAUAUAUAAUACCAAAUCACAUCAAUGGUCAACACCAGUAAAUUUCAUCUACUAUACUGAUUUAGCUAUGAAAGAAAUAUUACCACCACAAGCUACAGGUGAUUGGACUGGAUUAAAUUCACAUUUCAAUUGCUAAUAAACAUUAUCUAAUUGGG